GUAUGUUCCUUGUUCUAUAUUGGACAGAUUGCAAAAAUGGAGAUUAUGGAAGAUGGCAAUUUAGUAGAUCGUGUUAGAAUUUUAUUGCAACGAGACAUGCAGUAUUAUCAGGAAAUGCAAACAGUAUUGAAAGAGCCCUUAUGCACACGUGUAUGUGGUGGAAAACUUGAUUUUCCAAGGCACGCUUCAUUUGCUGCUAUUAAGAUCGUGAUGUGGUGGGAAGUUGACUUUCAAGCUGCUUUUAAUCGUCAUUCUGGCUUAACAAAGUCAUCUGAACACGAAACUGAUGCAAGUACCGAAAUUGAGGGUGAAGUUAUUAAAAAGAUUCAACCUUCCGAAUUUAUAUUACUCGUCGUCGAUACUGCAGAACAUUUAUUAGAACACUUGCAUCUACUUAUUCAAGAAUCAUUAGAUCAUGCAGAUUUAACAGUUUUAACAGCAACUUUGGGAGCAGCUGCAUUAAUACGAAAUUGCUUAUGGUGCUACAGCCAACAAACUAAAAAUUUAAUUUCUCCGCAAGCAAGCGAGAAAAUAAACAAGUCCUAUAAAUCUUAUCAUGAAAUGGCUGAGGCUGUUGCAGAAAGAUUAUUAGACUUGCACUGUCGUUUAAUUUCACUAUACAUACUUAACGAAGCUGAUUCUCUUAGUUGGCAUGAUAUGAAGGCAUUCUUUGAACGAGAACGUUGUUCCUUUGUGAUACAAAUGUGGUGGUUAUAUAUGCAAGCGACAAAGGCAGAUUUAUGGAACACUGUCUCUCCAAAAAUGGCACAACGAGUUUUUUCUGGAAUGUUGAACGAGUCUUUAUCCAUUAUUGUGACAAGAUUUAUCGACGCACGACCGAGUUUAUCACGAUCUCAACAAUUUUGGACGGAUGCUUUCAACGUUCUCUGUUGCACGGGAUAUCUUGCAUUGAACGCUUGUGUUAGUGUCAGUGAGAUGAUUGGACUGAAAUUAAACACAUUACCGGUUGCCGUUAGGGAUAUCCAUACGAAAUGUAACGAGCUGUUGGUUUGCUUAUUAUUGAGAGGAACACCUGUUCAAGAAAUAUACCAGGUUUUUCGUGACGGAUUCGAAAAUUUAACAAUUUUCCAGCCACGCUGCGGACCUGCAACGUGGCUGUUAAUGUGCGCGCCAAAUUUAUUGGGUUCUAUUGAUUCCGACGUUCACAUUUCAAAUUUGCCUGAUGAUCGAGCAGUGAUUUUAGAAUUGAACAUACUUAGACAUCAACCGCAACCGAAUUGGCCCCAGUUAAUAAAGGUCAUCUCUAUGAAUGAUUACGCAGUAGCCAAAAUUUUAUUAGAUACUUUAAUCCACGAUUGCAGUUAUUUUACUUCUGAGGAUUAUUUUGAUAAUUUAGAGCAAUUGAGAGUUGACGGAAAGAAUUGCGGCGGUUUUCUUUGCAACAAUAUGACAUGUUAUGGAACGUUAAAAAUAACAUCAGCGUUGAGUCUUUAUAGUUUAAUGCUUAUUUUGACAUCUAUAGCGCAGGAACCUGGUCACGUUAUUGCGCCAGCCUUGAGGCAAAACCAUAAUUGGUCUAAUUAUCUUGAUCGGCAACAGGUUUGGAAUCAAUCGAGGCCACCAUGGCUGAAUGCAAUUUUAAAGCCAUUAAGCAAUACGAUGGAGCCAAUUAUCGAAAUACUUUUGGAAGCAGUAAAAACAGGAGCUAGUAUAUAUCAGACAAUGUCGCUGGUAAUUGGCUGUUUCGCUGAAUUAUACGUGACCUUACCCCCUUCAAUUUUGAAGACUGCAUUCGUAUUGAACGAUAAUAUUCCUGCCCAUUGUCAUCCAAUCGGUGGUAACGUUCUCCUCCAUAUUCUUUGUGCAUCUCUUUAUACCGCCCUUCUGAACUUUUCGAAGAAUUGCAAACCAGAGGUGGCCGAAACUCCAGCUUCCGAUGGAUCUAAUAACGGGUCAAACUUGUUCAAUUCCAACGAUGCCGCAACAAUCGUAAUUGCCUUGGCUGAAGCUAUCUGUAGCAUCGACGAAGACAAUAAACACACCUCUCAAAUUGACGACUUUUUCCAACGCGUGAAGGAAUACAUUCAAACAACGGGUACAAAAUCGCGCAUUGAUGAAGCGACGUGUACGUCUUCCAUUAUCGAAACGACCACCGACGAGUUAUUGUUUACCAAGUUUGGCCGACAGGCCGUAAAAGUGACACAUGAAUUUUUAAUUCGCUCAUCCGAUCUAGUAUUGAAUAAACUACGACAUAAAGACGCUCAAGAACGUUUAAUUAACGUACCCGAGGUUUGCAAUCUUUGCAAACCAUUAACUUACAUAAUGUUUCACAUCGAGGAUACCACGUUCGAUCAGUUCCUCAUUCAAUAUGAAAAGACAAAUUGGAGAAAAGCUUUAACAAUGCCAUUUUCCAUCACGGUGGAACGUGCACGAAGUCAAAUAUUGUUGCGAUCAGAAUUCAGGAACGUAGCGGAAUUGACGUACGAAGACAGAGAAGCAAUGAAUUCCAUUAAAAAGAUUUGCUCUUCUAUAAAAACGACACACUUCAAAUAGUACAGUUCUGUUUUACGAACAUUUCUAAAAAAAAAAAAAGAAAAACUAUAAUCCAUGCACAAAUGGAAACAGUUUUAUGAUUAAGAAUAAUGUUGAUAGACUACAUAACAAGAUUUAACCACUUCGUAUUCUCCACUACUAGCAGUCGUCGCUAAUAACCACGUCAAACCUGUUGAUGCGAUGUUAGAUCUACAAAAAAAGAAAAAACUUGCACGUAUUGUAUGGAAAUUCUAAUGUAUUUAAAAAUAAAAACUAUUUUAUUCUGA
Molecule: messenger RNA, 2780 nt
Organism: Hylaeus anthracinus
Lineage: Eukaryota; Metazoa; Arthropoda; Insecta; Hymenoptera; Colletidae
Exons: 13
Coding region: 37-2514 (825 amino acids)
Source: RefSeq, a predicted model, not a curated record